GCGCCGGCGGUGUGCGCGUGCGCGGCCAGGCGGCUCGGGGACUGGCGGGGCGGAGGGCGACCUGCGAGCGGCGGUGGCGGCGACCGGGGCCCUCCCUGCCGGCCAUGGCCAAGCGGCUGCGGAGCAGCGACGUCUGCGCGGAUUGCAGCUCCGCGGAGCCGAGCUGGGCCUCCGUCAACCGCGGCGUCCUGCUGUGCGAUGAGUGCUGCAGCGUCCACCGCAGCCUCGGCCGGCACAUCUCCCAGGUGCGGCACCUGAAGCACACGCCCUGGCCCGCCACGCUCCUGCAGAUGGUGGAAACCUUAUACAACAACGGCGCUAAUUCCAUCUGGGAGCAUUCGCUGCUGGACCCGGCCUCGGUCAUGAGCGGACGGCGCAAAGCAAACCCUCAGGACAAAGUGCACCCCAACAAGGCGGAAUUCAUUCGGGCAAAAUAUCAGAUGCUGGCCUUCGUUCAUCGUUUGCCAUGCCGGGACGACGACAGUGUGACCGCCAAAGACCUCAGCAAGCAACUGCACUCCAGCGUCAGGACGGGCAACCUGGAGACCUGCCUGAGGCUUCUCUCGCUGGGGGCACAGGCCAACUUCUUCCACCCGGAAAAAGGGAACACCCCGCUUCACGUCGCUGCCAAGACGGGGCAGGUUUUGCAAGCUGAGUUGUUGGCUGUGUACGGGGCUGAUCCUGGCACCCCAGACUCGUGCGGGAAGACGCCCGUGGAUUAUGCAAGGCAAGGAGGCCACCAUGAGCUGGCCGAGCGCCUGGUGGAAGUACAGUAUGAACUCACCGAUCGGCUGGCCUUCUAUCUCUGUGGCAGAAAACCCGAUCACAAAGGCAGGCAGCAUUUUAUUAUACCUCAGAUGGCAGACAGCAGCUUAGACGUCUCGGCGUUGGCCAAAGCAGCCAGGAAGAAGCUUCAGUUGCUGAGCAAUCACCUGUUCGAAGAGCUGGCCAUGGACGUCUAUGACGAGGUGGACCGGCGGGAGACGGACGCAGUGUGGCUUGCGACCCAGAACCAUAGCACUCUGGUCACCGAGACAACCGUGGUCCCUUUCCUUCCUGUCAACCCGGAGUACUCCUCAACCAGGAACCAGGGAAGGCAGAAGCUGGCCCGCUUUAAUGCCCACGAGUUUGCCACGCUCGUCAUUGACAUCCUGGGGGAUGCCAAGCGGAGGCAGCAGGGCAACCCCAUUCCAAGCGCCACAGAGAACGUGGAGCUGAUCCUCAGGGCGGUCAACAGCCAGCAGGGCCCGGCGGGUCACGAGGCCGACCAGCCCGACUACGACAGCGUUGCCUCCGAUGAAGAAGGCGACCUGGGAAGCAGUUCAGGGAAGGCCUCUCGGCAGAAGAGCCUGGACUCCGACUUGUCUGACGGCCCCGUCACUGCCCAGGAAUACCUGCAGGUGAAAAAGGCCCUGGUGGCUUCGGAGGCAAAAAUCCAGCAGCUUUUGAAGGUGAACGUCAACUUGAGCGAUGAGCUGAGGACCAUGCAGAAGAAGCUUCAGAGCCUGCAGAGCGAAAACACCAGCCUCCGACGGCAGGGCCCCCCCAACCCGCACCCAGCUCCGGCUGGGCCCGAGUACGCGGACACGGCCUCCGUUCGGCGCCCCUCCUUGCGCGGCAGCCGGCCCAUGUCGAUGUACGAGACGGGGUCCGUCCAGAAGCCCUACCUGCCCCUCACCGAAGCCUCCUACCCCGAGGAGCACAUCGGGCCCCGGCUGCAGCUCUUCCACGUGUCCCGGCUGGAGAAGCAGAGCAGCUUGCCCGAGGGGGAUUACGACAACACCACCCCUGCUCUGGAGCUGGACGAGACGGGGCUCACCCGGAAGGCAAGGCAGCGGAGCGGCCUCGGGCCAGAGGGCAAGGACCCCGAGGCCUACCCCAGCCUCAGCUUCCCCAGCACCGAGGAUGUGAUUCGGAAGACGGAGCAGAUCACCAAGAACAUCCAGGAGCUGCUGAGGGCGGCUCAGGAGAGCAAGCACGAGAGCUACGUCCCCUGCUCGGAGAGGAUCCACCUGGCUGUCACCGAGAUGGCAGCCCUCUUUCCGAAAAAGCCGCCGUCGGAGCUGGUGCGCACCCCGCUGCGGCUGCUGACCUCCAGUGCCUUCCGCCUGCACUCUGAGUGCGCAAAGGCCCUCCCGCCCGAGUCUUGCUCCACAGCCGACGUCCAGCUGGUCACCCAGCAGGUCAUCCAGUGCGCCUACGACAUCGCCAAGGCUGCCAAGCAGCUGGUCACCAUCACAACCAAAGAGAACGCCAACUGAGCGGCCUCUGGCGCAGCCUUUGCCGUCGCCCUGGAAACCGUGUUCAGGUUUUCAGGGGAAGCUCUUUUUACAGGAAUAUUUAAAGCGGUGCGUUACCAUUUUUUUAAAGGAAACUCAGUAUUAAAUUUUGUGCAUGUUUUUUUUCUAAGAAGACUUUUUCCCAGGACUGCCAAAAUCCACUGCCUUAUUUGGUGCUCUGUAUUUGCCGGCCUCGAGCGCCCAUGCUGGGAGUCUGCCUGGAGUCAACCAUCCCAUCACCAGCUGACGGGACCGUUUUGCUGUUGCGAGGAGCGGAGUUCGAAUCCUGCACUCUUUGUAGCCCCCGCCGGGAACUCGGACGCCCAGAGCGGGACCCUGGAAUCCUGCUGUGCAGCUGCUUGGCCCCAUCGAACCACUAGAGAGCAACCUCUUGAGAUACAGGGACUGGUCGAAAGGACACCCCACUUUCCUGCUCGGUCUGCCUGGGGCCCAAAGCCGCCCCCCACCCCCACCCCACCCCCAAGAGCAGGCGGUGCUUGUAGAGGAAGGAGCGGCCUCCCUCCCUCUGCCCCUCCCCAGGCGGCUCCUCGUGCUGGGUUUCCUGGAAAGUGCUUUUGCAGAAUGGCUGUGGCUUGGGAGGCCUCGUGCCUUCCCCGGUGUGGAAA
This is a messenger RNA of Pseudonaja textilis, 2905 nucleotides long. It is a transcript of the gene GIT2, whose product is annotated as GIT ArfGAP 2. Gene Ontology annotation, molecular function: GTPase activator activity; small GTPase binding. Lineage: Eukaryota; Metazoa; Chordata; Lepidosauria; Squamata; Elapidae. The record is from RefSeq and is a predicted model, not a curated record. Gene Ontology annotation, cellular component: synapse. Gene Ontology annotation, biological process: regulation of G protein-coupled receptor signaling pathway; synaptic vesicle recycling; regulation of ARF protein signal transduction.